Nematostella vectensis (starlet sea anemone) is the source of this 3083-nucleotide messenger RNA. RefSeq names its product calcium-binding protein P. Gene Ontology annotation, molecular function: protein-folding chaperone binding. The transcript has 5 exons. Lineage: Eukaryota; Metazoa; Cnidaria; Anthozoa; Actiniaria; Edwardsiidae. Bases 312 to 2792 code for a protein of 826 amino acids. The record is from RefSeq and is a predicted model, not a curated record.
GGGAUAGCAAUGCAAAGAAUCACCGUGGUGGUAGCGAUUUUGCUCCCGGAUAAGAAGUCCUGCGCCGCCGUAAGACACAUCUCGUCGUAAACCAUGGUCAAAAGCCCAAAGGCGAAGAACCACAACACAGGGAGGUGAAAUACAGACCAUGUUGGCGCGUGGGCCUGGGUCCUAAUGGCGUCUCGUUCGAUCAAGACCUUUAUCUCACAGUGAGAAUGGAAUCCUAGCAGAUGCCCUAAACUCGCAUCCGAUCUCGCUAAACACUCGCCCGGGGAGCUACUGAGCACCUUAUCGACGCUUCAAAGGCCGAGAUGCCUCAACAGCAACAUCCUUUGCCGAAUGGAUGGGAAAUGACCGUAGACCCGAAUAGUGGUCGGCCUUUCUUCAUCGAUCACAACACUAGAACGACGACAUGGACCGACCCACGAACCAACAAACAAACACCGGUAUCUUUUCCUGCUGCCAGCUCUCAGUCUAUAAGCCAGAAACCAUGGCAACAAUCACCUACGUCAACUCUCCAACGAACUUCCCAGACUAAUAACGAACUGUCAAAUGCAUUGAACACUCACCCCAAGAGAUGGCCACCAGUAAAUACACCACCUCUGAUGUGUCAAGGGCCAGGAAAUUUUGUAUAUGGCACCCAGUUGAAUGUACAAAAUACUGGAGUACCAGGGACAUACUCUAAUAUACCAUCUACACAUUUGCCAAGUUAUAAUCUUCCAAACUCAAAUUUCCAAGCAUGGUUGAACAUCAAAUUAGAGGAGAGUCAAACCAAGGGAAAGGGUAAAAGCACUCAACAAACAGACGGACAAACCUUGAAGUACCAACAACAGAACGCUUUGCAUCAACAGAGCGCUUUGCAACAGCAGAGCACUUUGCAACAAGAAAACAGUUUCCAAGGGUACAGAGACAGAGACGAACCCCCAAAUCCUGGGAGAAUACAGCUAGUAUAUCCUGGGAGUGCACAGACAAGCCCUUAUCCAAUGCCUACUUCUUCUGGACCUUUCCAAGGUAGCUACACUCCGUCGUCAACCCAGCAAAAUUACCCUCCAUCAUUAUCACAGCAGAGCUAUGCACCAGCGACCCAACAAGCCUACCCACUGGAAUCACAACAGAACUAUCCUCCAAUGUCACAGCAGAGCUACUCACCAAUGUCACAGCAAAGUUUCCCACCAACAUCACAACAGAGUUUCCCACGAUCAGCACAACAGAGUUACCCACCAACAUCACAACAGAGUUACCCACCAACACCACAACAGAGUUACCCAUUAACAUCGCAACAGAGUUACCUACCAACAUCACAACAGAGUUACCCACCAACAUCUCAACAGAGUUACCCACCAUCACCACAACAGAGUUAUCCACAAACAUCAAUACAACAAAACUUCCCUCCAACCCAACCACCAAACAACUCUCAGCAAGGAAACUUGCAAUCUGGACCCCCACAGAGUGCACAGCAACCAAUAGGCACACCACAGGGUAACCAUCAAGGCAUGCCACAACACCCAAGUCAAUAUUAUGGUCAGAAAUCCCCAUUCCCUCCUGGUCAAGCCCCUUAUCCAGGAAAUCAGCCACCAGGACCAUUUUCAGUUCAGAACAACACCAGUCAAGUCCAGUCAGCCCCUCCCACAUCGGCAAGUUAUGGACCUUACCCAAGUGCUGAGUAUAAUAAUUAUUAUUCAGGAGGUGACCCGUAUGGCCAGGGAAGGGUGGGGCCUAAGAUGGAUGGCAACAAGCACCAGGGACCAUCUCCACUACCGCAAGCAUCUGCUGACAGGGGACAAACAACUCCUGUAAAUGCUGUACAUCCAGCAGGCAGUAACCCAACUUCAGGGUCUGGAAAUUAUUUUCCAGCACAACCGGGAUACCCAGCAACUAGUACCAUGCCCAGUGGUGCACCUAACACAACUCCGCCAGGUCAGCAACAGUUGCCGGCAAGUGAUGAGAACUUUAAUUCAGGGGAUAAACGGAUGCCUGGUCCCCAGCAAGAGCAUCCACUCUACCCCUCUCAAAAGCCACCUGCACAACCGAACGAUCUUGGAGCUUACCAGAACUACCCUGGACAGGGAAACGUUGGUAGCCAGGGUCCACGAGAGGGGAAUCAGCAAGGCUACCAACAGAAAAUACCUGGAUCUCCUGGACAGACAUUUCCUGGAAAUGGACCACAACAAGCUACUCCUGAACAGCAAUGGUACCCUCAAUCUGGAACAAAUAGCCUACAGUACCAGGGAGCCAUGGCUGGAAACAACCAGCCACCCACAAGCACCAUGCAGUACCAGGAAACUACUAGACAACAAAUGGGAACUACACGUGCUUACCCACCACACCCUUAUGCUCAGGUUCCAGCCCCAUGUGGAAAUGUCCAGCCCCAACAUGGUCAUCCAGGAAUGUACCCUCAGCAUCCUCAAGGCAGUUAUCCCCAGUAUCACGUACCACAGCAGCAAUAUCCUGGACAACAACAACCAGUUAACGGUCCACCUCACCUCUCAUCUGUACCUCAACCACAGCCUCCUACCAGUCGAGGAGGCAGAGCAUCCAGUGCACUUAAGGACUCCAGGAUCAGAGGAAUCGACUAUGUGCUGUGCCAGGCAGAAGAAAUGGAGCCAAGGAUUAUGAACUUUAGUGGCCGCAGAGGUGACAGAGAAUAUCUUCACCUUGACGAGAAACUAACACGAUGCAUCUUAGAGCUAGACAAAGUACAAACAGAAGGAAUGGAGGAUGUAAGAAAUGCGAGAAAAUCUGCUGUACAAAGAAUACAAUCACUCAUUAACUUACUGGAGUCCAAGGGCUGAAUAAUACAUCAAAUGAGGACAUUAUCAUCACCUAUACAUUCUCGCACAUGGGGUUACAAUGGAGACUUAUUGUUUACACUGUCUUAAAUGGGUUUGGAUAGGAAGCCAAAGCUGUCAUAAACUGUUUUACCCUGUGCAUGGAUAAAAUCAAUUUUCAAUAUUUUAUCAAAUUUAAAUCUGACAUGUUUCAAUAUUAUAUUUGUGCCUAUUGUAAAUACAAAUUACUGUAUCUAGUAUUACUAUAAGUUUGACCGUCUUAAAGUUUAUUAUGCUCUCAAUUUUCCUCCAAAA